Molecule: messenger RNA, 1476 nt
Organism: Colletotrichum chrysophilum
Lineage: Eukaryota; Fungi; Ascomycota; Sordariomycetes; Glomerellales; Glomerellaceae
Exons: 3
Coding region: 1-1476 (491 amino acids)
Biological process (GO): transmembrane transport; basic amino acid transport
Cellular component (GO): fungal-type vacuole membrane
Molecular function (GO): basic amino acid transmembrane transporter activity
Source: RefSeq, a predicted model, not a curated record
AUGGCUCGCCAAGAGACGUUACGUAGUAGAGGAGAAGAGACUGCGGAAGAGAGAGUAGUCGACGAGCGGUCGCCACUGUUGUCGCGCAAUCGAAGAGAAUCAAGUUCGUCAGGUGAGAGCUCUUUGACAUCUUCAUCGUCGAGCGGAGACUCGGACGGUCAAUUCCUUCCAUGGCAUCUCACACCGUCGACAGAGGUCGAUGAGGCGUACGUUGACGUUGAGCGUACCGCACCCGCUUGUGCCGAGAAUGAUACCGAGACGAAAUCCCAGGGCACGCCGGCAUCGGCUGUCAUCAAGAUCGUGGCGAUCCUGCUGGUUGGGACAUUUACCGCAAACGCCGAUGGCUCCUUGGUUAUGGCCACGCAUCCGACGAUUGCUUCAGAAUUCGACGACCUUGAAAAUUCGAGUUGGCUAUUUGUAGCAUUCGCGCUUGCUGGAGCGGCAACACAGACUUUGGUGGAUCUCGUGCCUCUGCGCGAUGUUGCGGCCUGGCAAGCCGGCCUCAACCUCGCCGCCACAGUUGGCCGUAGUCUCGGUGGUCCUCUCGGAGGGUGGCUUGCAGAUACCAUCGGUUGGCGCUGGUCAUUCCUUGGGCAGGCUCCUAUCUUUCUACUCGCCGUCGUGCUUUGCUGGCUCUUCCUUCCGAAGGGAAUGCCUAGCUCCGCACAUCAAGUCGAAACGGAAGACUCAAAACCCGAGGAUCCAAAGAAGAGCCCUCUUGCAAGAAUCGACUUCCUGGGUGCCGGGCUGUUGGCUCUUUUUAUCCUCGCGUUCCUGCUCCCCAUAGAGAUUGGUGGAACCAAAGUACCAUGGAAUCACCCCCUCAUCUUCAUCUUCUUUGGUGCUGCAAUUGUUCUUGGUGGCCUUUUCGCAGCUACAGAACAAUGGUGGGCCAAGGAGCCCAUCUUCCCACUGGAGAUUCUGAAGCAUCGUGACGUCGUACUUACCUACUUCAUCACCGGUGCUCAAGUCGCUGCUCAGCUCGGCCUCAUGUUCUCGGUGCCUUUAUACUUCCAAGUCACAAAAAGAGUGUCGAACACCGUUGCGGGACUACAUCUCUUCCCUGCAGUCGCCGGUAAUGCCAUCGGCGGUAUCAUGGCUGGGUAUCUGAUCAAGAAGACAGGCCGCUACAAGUAUCUUCUUGUUCUUGCGACACUUGCGUCAUCACUAUCAUACGUCCUUCUUCUUCUGCGAUGGCAUGGCGAUACCAACGUCUGGGAGUCAUUAUACAUCUUGCCAGGAGGACUAGGCGCAGGUCUGGUGCAGUCAGCUGGUUUUAUCGCCGCACAAGCCGGAGUCAACCCGAAGCACAAGGCCGCCAUCACUUCGGGCAUAUUCUUGACUGUCCAGAUCGGCAUGAUCAUCGGGCUUUCUAGCGUCAGCGCUGUUAUGAUGGAAACCAUGAGAUGGAGGCUGGAGGAGCUAUUGAAGGGGAUGGGUCUGGAUGCGCUUGUGCGCAAGACGGUAGGCUACUGA